Molecule: messenger RNA, 2321 nt
Organism: Melospiza georgiana
Lineage: Eukaryota; Metazoa; Chordata; Aves; Passeriformes; Passerellidae
Gene: FAM174C
Product: family with sequence similarity 174 member C
Exons: 3
Coding region: 49-468 (139 amino acids)
Cellular component (GO): extracellular region
Source: RefSeq, a predicted model, not a curated record
GGCGCCUUCCUGCGGCCGCCGCUCCCGCUCCGCCGCCCCGGCCCGGCCAUGCCGCGCCUCCUCCUCCUCCUCAUCUUCCUCCUCCUCGUCCCGCGCCUCGGCCGCGCCACCGCCCCCAGCCCGGGGAACAGCACGGAGCCGCCGCGGGCGGUCACACGGAACGAGACGCAGUCGGGAACGGAGCACAAAUCCGGGCCGAGGCUGUCGGUGGGGUCGGGGCUGCCGGUGCUGAGGCGCGCCGUGUAUGUGCUGAGCGCUCUGUCGGCGCUGGCCGCCUUUUACUUCAUGCUGCGGGCGUUCCGCCCCAGGUCCGAGGGCCCCAGAAACGAGCCCAAAACUCAUUUCAGGUUGAAGAAGCCCCAGAGGAAGAAGUACGGGCUGCUGUCGAGCCAGGACGAGAAUAUCGAGCUGGGCUCCCUCGACAGCGACGAGGACACCGUGUUUGAAAGCCGGAACCUGAGGCGAUGAUUCAGGACCAGUGGCACUGACUGAAUGACGGAGGGUCCAAUCCCAGUGGAAUCUUUAGUGCUCAAGUUUUCUAUCUGCUUACAGUGACUUCACUAACAGUCUGAGCCCUUCCAUAGCUGGGGCAGGGGAGAGGGGACCAAACCUGUUUUCUUCACAUGCAUUUUUUUGGGGACAUUUCUGGGUAAAGAUGGGAGCUGUUCACUGCAUGGGGAAAGGCUUGAGGUAAAGGAGAUGCUCUUGGAGGAUUUUCAGCACCUGAAAUCUGAGCUCCAGAGCUGCCCCUGUGCCUCAUACCCUUCUCUCCAUGCCCUGGAAGCAUCAGAUGCCUUCUCCAGGCUGAUCCUCUUUCCUUCAUGCAAUAUCAGGUUACUUCUUUGGGAAGUGUCUCUGUAAUCAGCUUCUGGGAGGAGCUGUGAGAGCUCUGGCUCUGUUACAGGAACGGGGGUGGGAGGGUGAUAGCUCAGACAGAGCAGCUUUGGGAAGGAGUUAAACGAGUUACAUUUUGCACGAUUGGCAAUUCCUGGGACAAUCCAGGUCAUUCACGGGUUUACAGAAAUGAAAGGGGCCAAAACCCAAAGGAAUCUUUCUCCAGAAGGGCUGGGAAUGCCUGGACGCUGCCCAGCCCCAGCUGUGAGCUCACCAGGGACACAUGUGACAUCUGCCAAGCUCUGGAUACCUGAGGAGGAGCCAGAUGUGAGCCAGGGAGUGUCUUGGAGCAGCUGAUGACUGGAAAAGGGGGACCCCAACCCCUCCUGACUGUGAUUCAGGGCAGCCCUGGAUGAGCUCUCUCCUCUCAAGGACCCUGGAGUUUCAUUCCCUUGGCUGGUACUCAGCUGGCAUCUCUCCUGCAGCCCAUUGUUACGUGGAUAUUUGGGAUGUGAUUGUGUAGGACCAAAGGUGAAUGUGUCAGGAGGUGUUUUUUGGGUGGAUUUGCUGCUAAAUCGGUGAAAACUGCUCACCAAUGCUUCUGUCUGUGGCCUUUCCUUGAAAACUGGCAGCACAUCCUUCAAUCCCACUUCCCCCCAAGCUGGUAGAGUGCCUUUGGAGAACCAGAGGGAUUCACCCUGCGGGCAGGGAGGGUCCCUGUGGCACAUUUAGGGUGAAAAAUGAGGAUAUUCACCUUUAGGGUGAAUCUUUGGGAUGUCUGGCUCCUUUUCUUUGGCUUGCAAACCCCCUGUGGAUCAGGGGCACCGAUGGCUCUUGGAGAAGGGACAGGGAUGUGCUGAUCCUGAUCAGGGGGAGGCUGGGGGCUGCCAGAUGCUGCAGGAUCUGCUGAGGGAGUGCUGUGAUGCUGUGCAAGCAGCAGUUUGUCUGUCAGGACAGGUGAGGUUUCCUGGAGAAAUCCCACCCUCGUGGCAGCCCUGUCUCACGUGUGCACAAAGGAUUUUAAAAUACACACAUGUACUUUUUUAAUAACAUUGCCAUGUGCACACAGCUCUUGCAUGUGCCCCGUUUUCCUGUUGUUUUUGAUCGUUUCACACCUAUUUUAGGUGUUCCCUGCCUUGUGGGAGCAGGCAGAGGUUCCAUGUGGGGAUUGCUGGGAUGGCUCCACCUGGAUCAGCUUCCCUGGGGAUGAUUUGAGCUCUGUGAAGAUCUUUCUUCAUCCUGCAGGGCUGCAUGUGCUGGUAAAAUUCCCUGGCUGUUUUAAUCUCUCUGAAAAGUUGUUCCUUGUGCUGCUGGAGCCUGACUGUCCCACUGCCAUGCUCAGUGUUUGACCCACACAUUCCUCAUCCCUCCUUCUUCACCUGGAGCAUUCCUUAAGCUCCCCUCUUGUUGGGCAGCUGGGGUUUGCAAUUCUCAAAUUUCCUCACCUCACACGAGUGGAGCAUUUGUUUAAUGUUAAAUUAUUCAGA